GGAAGUAAUUAGUUAUUAUUGCCUGUUUCACGUUGGUCUACGUAAUUAAAAUAAUCUGUGCUACAAUAGCAGCACGAAAAUAGACACUUGUUGUCUUUUCUCGUUUUAUCUGUUCGUUUUACUUUAUUUUCCCUCGCCGUAAUUAGUAUUUAGUUGUUAUCAAUUUACUUUAGUGUUUGUAGUUCACAUUUGAAAUUGAUUAGAACGACGUAAUCCCAGUGAGGGUUUACGUGGCUAGCUUGGCUAACAAGUGAGGCUAGCUAAACUAGAAACGCCAGCUGCCUUGUUUAGCAGGUUGAGAUAGGUACUUAGUUUUGCUAAAUUCAAAUUAGCAAGUGAGUCAACUACAUUUUGAACCGCCGUAUUUUAUGAAGAUAUGUAACGCCUGGUUAUGGUUGACGUUUCUGGAAACAGCUAGCUAGUAGCUAGGUAGCCUGUCAUACUUUUCAUUCUGGCUGGGAAUAUUGAGCUAUCCACCCAACCUUAGCUAACCAUUCACCACCUGGCAAAAAAAUCACCAUGGACUUCGAAAAUGUCUUGUCGAUCGCCUCCCAAAACCAGGGCCUCAGUAGCGUACCGAAGCGGUACAGUUUACAAACUGGACCACCCAAAAAGGACCCUAAAGUGAAAGGUGUCAACUCAGCAGCUGUGCAGGCUUUCCUAAAGAAACAAGAGAUGGAGAGUAAAAAGAAAGAGGCCAUGAGUAUGAAAAAGAAAGAGGGGCUUCUCGCCAAAAGGGUGGAGCUAAAGUCUGACCGCAAGGCUCGAGCGAUGGCAUCUCGAACCAAGGACAACUUCAGGGGCUACAACGGCAUCCCUGUGGUGGAGGAACCCAAGAAGAGGAGAUCAAAGGGGGAGAGGGGCGAAGAGCAGCAGAGGAGUGACACUUACGAUGAAGAUGAUGAGGACACGUAUGAAUACGCGCAGACUGACUCUGAGCCCGAGUCAGAACCGGACCCGGAACCCCAGAUACCCAGACAGGCUGUUCCCAACUCCAAGCCCUCAAAGAGACCCAGCGGACCAUCUAAACCCGCCCCUCUACCCAUGAACUUUGCCGAGCUGCUCAAACUGGCCCAGAAGAAGCAGUUUGAGCCAGUGGAGGUGAAAGCCAAGCCGAGCAAGAAGGGAGAGCCGGAGAGGCUGCGGACGGCCGAUGAGAUACGUGAGCUGGACCUCGAACGCAAGGCUAAGCGGCUUGAUAAAGGUAGCAGAGACUCCAGACCCCAGGAGAGAGAACGAGAUAGAGAUGGGGACAGAGAUAGGAACAGAGAUGGAAGAGACAAAUCCCAGGCCAGCUCAAGCUCCUCAAGGAAAAGCACUUCUGACAGAGAUGUAAGGAACGGGAAGCAGCCACACAAGAGCUUGUCGGAGAGGCCCGUCCCCAGUGGGUCGGGGAGGAAGCCAAAGCCCCUGCUGCCAUCUUGCUCGUCGAGCGAAAGAAGCCACCAUGGUUCUGCUAAGCCGUCUCAGGACAGAGACCGAGAUAGAGAAAGGUCCAAAGCAAAACCUUCUCAGAGCUCCUCUUCCAGCUUGUCAGGUGCCUUAAGCAGAAAAGCCCCCACCAAAGGAGCCUCCUCUCAGGUCUCAGCCAAAAACCCCACACCCAGGCCCACUUCAGCAGGCCACAAACCCACUGCCACAAGUGACCUUAACACCCCCAGGAAGGGAAACGCCUCACUAACUCCAGGGCGACCCGGCAGCUCCGGGAUGAGACCCAGCACAGCUCUGAGUUCCGUCCAGGCUAGACCACAGGGUUUGGGCCAAAGCAGGCCACAGCAAGGGGGCUCUUUGGGGCAGGCUCGAGCCAGCCAGGGCAGCUCAGUGAGGGGUGGACCCACCGGAGGACCCUCCAGGCCCGGAAAGGGAGUACCGGCACGACCUGGUGGUAGCUCCACGGCAAGACCAGCGAGUAACGAACAGAUGAGACCCGCUGCAGUCGGUCCUCUCAGGCCAGGAGGGCCACCUCAAGCCAAGCCGGGUGGAGGUGGUGUCCAAGGUCGCCCUGGUGGCGGAGGGGUCAGACCUCCAGGGAAUGCACCCAGUCGGCCUGGGGGUGGGGGACCCGUGCCCAGGCGGCCAGCCAGCAGUAUGGGCUCCGGGCCUGGGAGACCCAAAUGCACUUUGGUGGCCGAGACCAUCUCAUCCAAGACCUUUGGUGGAGGCAGGGGAGCGCCACCUAGUAGGCCAGGCAUGCCACCUAGUAGGCCAGGCAUGCCACCUAGUAGGCCAGGCAUGCCACCUAGUAGGCCAGGCAUGCCACCUAGUAGGCCAGGCAUGCCACCUAGUAGGCCAGGCAUGCCACCUAGUAGGCCAGGCAUGCCACCUAGUAGGCCAGGCAUGCCACCUAGUAGGCCAGGCAUGCAGCCCAGCUCAAUGAUGAGACCUCAAGGCAUAAUUCGUUCACCAAUCACCUCGGCCUACAAGAGGAAGUAUGAGGACGAGGAGGACGAGGAGUACGACUCUGAGAUGGAGGACUUCAUCGACGAUGAAGGGGAGGACCAAGACACAGUCUCCAAACACAUCAAGGAAAUCUUUGGUUACGACCGGACCAAAUACAAAGAGGAGAGUGACUAUGCAUUAAAAUUCAUGGAGAGCAGUUGGAGAGACCAGCAAAAAGAGGAGGCUAGGAGUUUACGCCUGGGUAUCAAGGAGGAUGAGGAAGAGUUGCGCUUGGAGGAGGAAGAGAUGAAAAAGAAAAUGUCAAUGAAUGCGAAACGGAAAAAAGUUUGAGGACACUAAGUUUAACACAAUCACAAUGCAGCCAUUUCCUGGGGGUGGGGGGGGGGGGGAUUUGCCCCUAGAUGACAGUUUAGCAUUUUCCCCGCUAGUGGUAAGGAUUGGGGGAGGGGAAGAUGAUCCUAAAUCUGCACCUAGGGAAAACUUCACCCUGGAGUGGAAUGGGGUGGUCAGACCAGUAGCCACUUGCUUCUGUUACAUUAUUUAUUUUUCCCGUUGGAAAGGGGCAGGGUUGCACUAUCAAGUCUUUCAGUCUUUUCCUAGCUGAGCCGCAGAGAGAUGAUUUAAUAUAAUACCGAUUAUGACCUAUUUUUGAAACCCAUAGAAAAUGACAGAGCUAUCAUGUAAAGUGUGAUUGCCUUGCCAAGUUGUGAAUGGCAAUCAUGUUGUAUUUUUCCCCAUACAGAACCAAAAACCCACUGGUCCAUUUUUUAAAUGUAUUCUUCUUUAAUGUAAAGGGGCAGUCAGCAGUUGAAACAAUAAAGCAGUGUCCCCGCCUCUUGUUUCAGUAAAUGCUGUGGGAUGGGGCUGGAGAAAUGUAACCACUCUCAAAUUCAUAGGCUAUGGAUGCAAGGGCUGGCCAUCCAUGAUAUCAAAAUUAUAGUUUUAACCAUGUUUUGAUUCUAUAUAGUGUUUGUUUACAUUUACUUUGUUUCCAAACAUUGGAGUAAAACAAGCUUAUAUUUUGUGUUCUGUGUGGAUAUGACAGUUGAACUAAACUCAUGAGGCAAAUUCCUCAAGAAUCAGUGGGUACAUAUCAUUAAUUUAUACAUCAGAAAAUGUAUGUAGCAACUGCAGAUUGCCCCUUUAAUGAUGGAGAAAAAGAGACAUUGCCAGAGACAUUUCAUGAAACAUGUUGCUAUUUUCUUGUUAAAAAUAUUUGACAUAA
Molecule: messenger RNA, 3625 nt
Organism: Oncorhynchus kisutch (coho salmon)
Lineage: Eukaryota; Metazoa; Chordata; Actinopteri; Salmoniformes; Salmonidae
Gene: spty2d1
Product: SPT2 chromatin protein domain containing 1
Exons: 6
Coding region: 520-2730 (736 amino acids)
Biological process (GO): nucleosome assembly; transcription by RNA polymerase I
Cellular component (GO): nucleolus
Molecular function (GO): histone binding; DNA binding
Source: RefSeq, a predicted model, not a curated record